Molecule: messenger RNA, 501 nt
Organism: Exaiptasia diaphana
Lineage: Eukaryota; Metazoa; Cnidaria; Anthozoa; Actiniaria; Aiptasiidae
Exons: 1
Coding region: 1-501 (166 amino acids)
Molecular function (GO): nucleic acid binding
Source: RefSeq, a predicted model, not a curated record
AUGAGAGAUCUGGUGAGACGAUUCGUGAACAGUUGUGUCAAGUGCAGACGACAAAGAGCGGAAAGCCUGCAGCAGUUAAUGAGUACACUACCAAAGGAAAGAAUAACGUCUCAAAGAGCUUUCCUGACCACUGGCAUAGAUUACGCUGGACCUAUUUUGCUGAAAACUGGACGUGGGCGUGGAACACGAAAUGAGAAAGCCUGGUUGGCCUUGUUCGUAUGCUUUGCUGUAAAGGCAGUACACAUAGAGUUGGUGAGCAGUCUCUCGACAGAGGUCUUCCUCGCAGCCCCGAAGAGAUUUGUUUCGCGCCGCGGGAAACCAAGCAAAAUCUACAGUGACAAUGUAGUACAACGCUCCAAAGAUCACAACGAAAGAGUGUCCGAAUCUGUACAUCACGACGAGAUAGAAUGGCAUUUUGCACCUCAAAGGGGGAGUCAUUUUGGAGGAUUAUGGGAAGCGGGCGUCAAGAGCGUCAAGACCAUUAACGCCUCUCUCUACUGA